CCGCGGGGCGGGUCCGCGGCGCCGGGGCGGGUCGGGGGGGGCCGGAGCGGCUCCGCAGCGGCGCAUAAGGAGCGCGGCGGGGCGCGGGCGCUGCAGCGGGGGCAGGUGAAGGGACCUGUUCUGAAGAGCCAAGAUGUGGCAGUCUGUGUCUGUCCUGUGUGUCCUGGUGGCCUUUGCCAAUGCCCGGAGCAUUCCUCACUACCCUCCCCUCUCCAGUGACUUGGUUAACCACAUAAACAAGCUCAACACCACCUGGAAGGCAGGGCACAACUUCCACAACACUGAUAUGAGUUAUGUGAAGAAGCUCUGUGGCACGUUCCUGGGCGGGCCCAAGCUCCCUGUCAGGGUAGAUUUUGCUGCAGAUAUGGACUUGCCAGAUAACUUUGACUCACGGAAGCAGUGGCCCAACUGCCCAACCAUCAAUGAGAUAAGAGACCAGGGCUCCUGUGGCUCUUGCUGGGCAUUUGGUGCUGUAGAAGCCAUUUCAGACAGAAUCUGUGUUCAUACGAAUGCCAAGGUGAACGUGGAGGUCUCGGCAGAGGACUUGUUGUCAUGUUGCGGCUUUGAGUGUGGCAUGGGGUGCAAUGGUGGAUAUCCCGCUGGUGCGUGGAGGUACUGGACAGAGAGGGGCCUUGUGUCUGGUGGUCUCUAUGACUCCCAUGUAGGCUGCCGUCCCUACUCCAUCCCUCCUUGCGAGCACCAUGUCAACGGCUCCCGGCCACCAUGCACGGGUGAAGGUGGGGAAACGCCCAGGUGUGAGCGACGCUGUGAACCCGGCUACUCACCUUCAUACAAGGAGGAUAAGCACUACGGCAUCACAUCCUAUGGUGUCCCUCACAGCGAGAAGGAGAUCAUGGCCGAGAUCUACAAGAAUGGCCCAGUGGAAGGAGCCUUUAUCGUCUACGAGGACUUCCUCAUGUACAAGUCCGGGGUGUACCAGCAUGUGUCUGGGGAGCAGGUUGGAGGCCACGCAAUCCGGAUCCUUGGCUGGGGGACUGAAAAUGGCACUGCUUACUGGCUGGCUGCAAACUCCUGGAAUACUGACUGGGGUGAUAAUGGCUUCUUCAAAAUCCUCCGAGGAGAGGACCACUGUGGCAUCGAGUCAGAGGUUGUGGCUGGCAUCCCUAGUACGAUGCAGUACUGGAAGAAGAUGUAAGGUUCCUCUUGCACUGCUGCUGAAUUGAUCAAAUCACAAAUAAUCCUGAGUCCCUGAUGCUUUUAACUGAUAGACUGGGUGCAGAGCCCCCACUCUAAGAGACUAUAGUUGAGGUUACUUUAUUAAAGCUUUUAUCUUUUUUUUUUUUUUUUUUUUUGGUUUUGUUUUUUUAAUUGUAUGGUGGAGCUGGAGGCAGCAGGUCCUGUACUGGCAUGUGAGCUGCUCUCUGCAAGCCCCCUGCUCCUGCUGUGUAUGGGGUUGGUGGGGCAUUCCCUGCUCCGAGGACUGCUGUGGGCGUCGCUGGCAUCUUGUGCCACAGUGUUUGGUUAGCUUGAAUCUCUUGCAGGCGUCCAGCCCAAUAUAGCAGAUAUUGGGAGGGCAGGGAGCAGCAGCUUUGUGCUGAGAGUAGGGACUUGGUAGGGCAGUGGAGACCAAACCUGUCAGGAAACCCAGGCCACUUUCAGGUGUGAUUUGUGCACCCCUGGCUGGAGGGGUCUGCCUGUUCAGUGCCCAAAGCAAGCAGGGCAUGUUAGAGAGCUUGUGCCUUGUUGAAUUGGCUAAACUUAGACCUGUUAAUGACAAACACCGACUUUCUUGAUGUGACAGGCAGGAGGGGCUUUAUUCAGCUCCAGCCCCACAAGUCCUUUGUGAAUUACUUGUUCUGCUCCAUUCGGCUGCUUUUUAAACCACUUGUUUCUCAGCUGUUUGUUUUCACUGCUGUAGCCUGGGGUUAUUGAUGUUAGGGAAGGGCCUAGCCAGACCUCCCAGAGCCCCUGAUCAAGUGUCCAGCAGUACUGUGGUGCAGGCUGGGAAGGGCAAACCCACUAUGCUUGUCCAAGGCGGAGUGGCCUGUGCAGCUUGGUGUGCUUUGGGUCAUGCCUUUGGAAGGAUGCUGCAGCUGAAGGGAGGGUGGUGGGGUGCUCUGGGACUGCAGAUACUGAACUGUGAGCAGAGAAGAGGGAUGCUCUGUAAAUCUAGCUUAGGGAGCAUGUGCAGAAGCUUAGAGGCAUCUUGGUGCCUUGCACACAACUAAAGCUUUUUUUUGAGCCACAGACAUUAAGAAAGAAAAAACUUAUUUUUGUUACUGGGGGGAGGUUUAAUAGCUGUGUAGGAGGAAUCAUGUGAUUUACCAACACUAAUACAGCAAAAUAGCUUUUAUUUUCUUUUUAAGCACAAGGUACAUUGCAACAAGCCUGAAAUGAGUGAAGCAGGCCCUCCCUUGUACUGUAUAAAUAGCCCCUUACCUCUGCUUGCUUGGACAAGUGAGCCAGAGCUCUGGUGUAUAUGAAUGGAACAACUGUGCCAAUAAAGGAUUUCUCUGA
Dromaius novaehollandiae (emu) is the source of this 2478-nucleotide messenger RNA. RefSeq names its product cathepsin B (gene CTSB). Lineage: Eukaryota; Metazoa; Chordata; Aves; Casuariiformes; Dromaiidae. Gene Ontology annotation, cellular component: lysosome. The coding region runs from base 134 to 1156 and encodes 340 amino acids. Gene Ontology annotation, biological process: regulation of catalytic activity. The transcript has 10 exons. The record is from RefSeq and is a predicted model, not a curated record. Gene Ontology annotation, molecular function: cysteine-type endopeptidase activity.